AGGUGAAAUUUGUCUGCUUGAAUCAUAUUUGUACACAAAUCAAAAAAUUUGAUUUCUCUAAUAAAUCCACUGUUUUAAUAUUGUUUAAGUAUUAACGAAUCAAUUCAGUUUGUUUGAUUGCUUUCAAAAACGUUAUAAUGUCACUAAAAGAUGAGGAGAAUUUAAGCAGAAAACGUAAAAUAGAAAGUGAUGAAGAAUCGGAAGAAAAAAAUGCAAAACGAAAGUUUCUAACAUCAGAUCCACAAUUUGCACUAUUACAUUUGCCAGAUGAAGUUCUUAUUGAGAUAUUGAGCUAUCUUGACAGCGAAAGUUUACGUAAUCUUGGGCAGACAUGUCUGCAACUUAAACUUCUCUCUCAAGACAAAAAACUUUGGACACACAUGAAUUUCACAAGCAGGGAGUUUGAUUUCUGGGAAAUUCUGAAAAGAUUAAAACUUCUUCUAGUGACAACAAAAUCAUUAAAUAUUCAAGGAGACUGUAAGGAGGAAAAUAUGCAUUCACGACCGAUGCCAAAUCGACAAACAUUUAAAGAAAUAAUCAAAAGAAUUGUUAAUCGCUCUCCACUAAUUCAACAUCUUCUCUUCAAGAAAGUUUGGUUCGAUUGGACUCGAAAUUUUUCCAUAUCAAAAUUCCCAGCAAAUCUUCGUUCUCUUUCAUUCUCACGUUGCAUCAUGCCAAAGGUUAGAAACCAUCGCAUGGUUCACACUUUUACAGGAAUCGUUGAGCAUAUGCCUCAAUUAGAAGAGCUACGUAUCGAAUAUUGUAAUUUCUUCGAAUCAAACGAUGUUAUGCCGUUUUCAAAGCUUCAAAAUCUGAAAAUUUUAAGUCUCCGUGGAUGUCGGAAAAUGAAGAAUUGUGUUCCCUAUUUGUCGCUUGCAUGUCGUUUUGGAUUUCCAAAGUUGGAAGUUUUUGAUCUUCGUGAAACAAAUGUUUGUGAUGGUGAAUUAAAUUGUUUAAAUUCGAUAAAAUCCUUGAAGGAACUUUAUCUUGAGCAUCGAGAAACAGAACAGCGUCAUGAAUCUGACGAUGAAGACGACUUUGAAUUAUUUUUGCGUAGGACUCGAAGGCCAUCGAGAAGACUAAAUAACACUGAGCAGUCACCAAGAGUCGCUCCACGAGAACCAGUACCCUCGACAUCAAGGCAUCUAGAUAAUAACGACGGAGAUUCGUCGUCUUCUGAAAGUUUUUCAGAUUCGAUGUCUUCUUCUUCAUCAUCUUCAUCAAAUGAAGAUAUGCCGUAUCGGACAAUUGUGAUUAGAGCGAACAUCAAUCCUGAAGAACCGGUGGAAGAAAAUCCACCAAAUGCUGCGAAUCCUCCUGUUCAUGUUGUUCUUGGCAAUAAUUAUCCACAUGCAAGACGUUAUCUCCAAUUUGGGAUAAAUAGUGCUCGUAAUUAUGAACCUUUGACUGUAAGUGAUCGUGGAAUGCUUGGAUUUGGUUUUCCACGUCCCAAUUUGCUCGGUAAUCUUGUGUACUUUGGAAGUCAACCACCCGAUCAUAACACAUAUCUUGAAAGAAUCGUGUUGAGAAACUUUAGAAAUAUCACUGAUACCACUCUGUCCCACUUCGAAACAAAUGCUCCAAGACUGAUUCAAUUAGAUGUUCGGGGAUGUCCCCAAAUAACAAGAGAAGCAGUUGAAAGGUUCAAGGCAGCGCGAACUCAAUGUGAAUUGUCCUCAAAUUACGAUAAUGAAGAAUGA
Clunio marinus is the source of this 1700-nucleotide messenger RNA. The record is from the annotation of a GenBank genome assembly. Lineage: Eukaryota; Metazoa; Arthropoda; Insecta; Diptera; Chironomidae.